UCUACCAGUCCAGUCACUGCUACCCAUACCUUCCUAUGGCCCUUACUUCGGCAGCGGGUUUGGUGGCUCUUCUUGAUGACUCCCCUCAGGAGAUAAAGACAUUUGCUCUUAAGCGUCUUGACGAGCUGGUUGACGAAUUUUGGGCCGAGAUAUCUGAAUCUUUAUAUAAGAUAGAGAUUCUCCACGAGGAUGAAAAGUUUACCUCGAACAAAUUAGCCGCUCUUUUGGCUUCUAAAGUUUAUUACCAUCUAGGAGAGUACGACGAUUCUCUUCAUUUCGCUCUUUGCGCUGAGGAUUUGUUCGACAUCGAUUCUAAAUCUGAAUUUAUCGAAACCAUCAUUGCUAAAUGCAUCGAUAAAUACACCUUUCUACGUGUUGAACAAGAAGCCGCGGACUCCACAAACACCACUCAGGUUUCGACUACACCAGGGGGGUUGUCAUGGAGCUCACCAAAUAGUGUUACUUACAAACGGUUGGAACAUGUUGUUAGCAAGAUGUUUGAAAGGUGUUUUGACCAUAGACAGUUUAAGCAAGCUCUGGGGAUUGCAAUUGAAACCCGAAGAAUGGAUAUGUUUGAAAAAGCAAUUCAAUUAGCAGACGAUCGCGAGUGCAUGCUACGCUAUGCUUUUCGUGUUGUACUGACCCUUGUAGAUAGCGUUCGCUUAAGGAACAGAUUCCUCCGUAUAUUAGUGGAUAUAUUCACAUCCCGUGCUACUGCAACAGAUUCCGUUAGUAUCUGUCAAUGCCUUGUCCUUAUGGAUGAUGCGCAGGCCGCUGCUGAUGCUCUC
Messenger RNA from Protopolystoma xenopodis, 788 nucleotides. Lineage: Eukaryota; Metazoa; Platyhelminthes; Monogenea; Polystomatidea; Polystomatidae. The record is from the annotation of a GenBank genome assembly.